AUGGCGGGAAGCGCCGACCCGCCAACGGACGUCUCACUCGAUGGCACGUCCUUGGCGUCGGACGCCAGUCAGUGGAAGCUGGUGGCGCCGGGAGUGUGGGAUAUGACCCAGAGCCUCGACUGGUCUUCCGCUGCUCUAGGGAGCGACUUGACGGGCGUUGGGGCCAAGGCAGCGCACGCGGGAGUGAACGGCGACUCGCUGGUGGCGUCGGGAUCGCUGGCUACGACUGGUGCUGUUGAUACUGCCCGCGCCGUGCUGCCAUCCAUGGCACGCGGCCGAUUCCAAGCCAUGUUCUCUGGCGCCGUGGCGGGGGGAGCCAAAAUCCGCAUCGCCACGAGCACUUGA
This is a messenger RNA of Closterium sp. Naga37s-1, 345 nucleotides long. NCBI's taxonomy places the organism in Eukaryota, Viridiplantae, Streptophyta, Zygnematophyceae, Desmidiales, Closteriaceae. The record is from the annotation of a GenBank genome assembly.